Acanthoscelides obtectus is the source of this 444-nucleotide messenger RNA. Lineage: Eukaryota; Metazoa; Arthropoda; Insecta; Coleoptera; Chrysomelidae. The record is from the annotation of a GenBank genome assembly.
AUGAGGGCGGGCUGCCGGCGAACGCCGACGGCGGAGAGCGUGCCGCAGCGCUGCCAGCGCUUAGGUAUGUCGACGAAUUCAUCUGUAGACGUGGAAGGAGGUAGUUUGGAAGACGUCGACGGCCUAUCUUCCCUUCUCAUAGCUAAAGAUAUCAUUUUGGCGGUGGAAAAGGCCGACGAGGUUCUCGCUUGCCAUCAUAUACACACGAACCGAAGAGUUGCUGCGAACGCGGAUCACGAGUUGACGAACGCACUACCGAGGGUUGUAGGGUACCCCAGGCACACUGAAAGCCCGGUGCCUACAACUGAAGGGACCCCAGGCCAGACAGAUAUGCGGGGAGCAGGGCUGUCCUUUGAAGUUGACAAACAUCAAAGUACGGGAGGGGGCAAGACAGAUAAAAAUAAAGCACUUUAUAACGCUUUACAGGCUGCACAAGAAUGGUAA